AUGCCCGAACUCGCGGAAGUGUCACGCAUUGUGCAUUUUAUUCGCCAACACUUGGUAGGAAAAACCCUAUCGAGCGUCCAAGCGCAGCACGAUGACAUCGUGUACGGCAAAGUUGGGACCAGUGCAGCCGAGUUUCAAAAGGCCAUGACAGAUAAGAAGAUUGUUGGCGCCGGACAGCAAGGGAAAUACUUCUGGAUCACAAUGUCUUCGCCUCCACACGCGGUUAUGCAUUUUGGAAUGGCCGGAUGGCUGAAGAUCAAGGACGCCGACACAUAUUACUAUCGCUCGGACAAGCCUGCAGAUAAAGACGACGAGCCUAAGACGGAGGCUGCGUUUGUGGAUGCUCGCCGAUUGAGCCGCAUUCGCUUGGUGGACUGUCCCGCAGACGAGAUUCGCAAACACAGUCCUUUGAAGGAGAAUGGACCAGACCCGGUCACGGAUAAAGAUACUGUAACGGAAUCAUGGUUGAUGCAGAAGCUGAGGAGCAAGAAGGUUCCCAUCAAGGCUCUUCUUCUCGACCAGGCGAAUAUCAGUGGCAUUGGGAACUGGAUGGGGGAUGAGAUCUUGUAUCAUGCCAAGAUACAUCCGGAGCAAUACAGCAAUACAUUGUCCGACGACCAAAUCAAGGAAUUGCACACUUCAAUGCACUACGUCUGCUCCACUUCCAUCGAUGUCCUGGCAGACUCAGAGAAUUUCCCUGAGCAUUGGCUUUUCAAGCAUCGCUGGGGCAAGGGCAAAAAGAAUCAACCCUCCGUGCUUCCCAAUGGACACAAGAUCACAUUCCUCACAGUCGGUGGCCGCACGAGUGCUGUCGUUCCAGCGGUCCAGAAGAAGACUGGCGCCGUUGCGAAAGAUAUUGAGGACGAUACUGGCGCAUCUUCAAAAAGAAAACGUGAUGUAAAACAGAAGGUAGAAACCGAUGCCGAAGAGGAAACCGAUUACAAGAGCCGCGUGUCGAGACGCAAGAGCACAAGGGCGGUAAAGGCAGAGGAGGGUGAAGAGAAGAAAGCAAAGAAAAUAUAG
Penicillium maclennaniae is the source of this 1023-nucleotide messenger RNA. RefSeq names its product putative formamidopyrimidine-DNA glycosylase. The record is from RefSeq and is a predicted model, not a curated record. NCBI's taxonomy places the organism in Eukaryota, Fungi, Ascomycota, Eurotiomycetes, Eurotiales, Aspergillaceae. Gene Ontology annotation, biological process: base-excision repair. Gene Ontology annotation, molecular function: zinc ion binding; DNA N-glycosylase activity; damaged DNA binding. Bases 1 to 1023 code for a protein of 340 amino acids. Gene Ontology annotation, cellular component: nucleus. The transcript is spliced from 3 exons.